Messenger RNA from Synchytrium microbalum, 1182 nucleotides. RefSeq lists its product as uncharacterized. Bases 1 to 1182 code for a protein of 393 amino acids. The record is from RefSeq and is a predicted model, not a curated record. Lineage: Eukaryota; Fungi; Chytridiomycota; Chytridiomycetes; Synchytriales; Synchytriaceae. The transcript is spliced from 2 exons.
AUGAUGAUGUUUGGCAAAUUGCAAGCAGCAUUCAUGGCUCGAAUACUUGCAACUCAUUCAGCCACCGCUCCUCCUGUAAUACUUCACCACCGAAUCGGCAGCGCAUUCUCUAAACGAGCUCGCCAAACGUUGGCCUUGAAGCAGAACGUGCAAUUCUAUCAAUGUAUCCAUGCUGGUGAUAUGCCCGGAACGAGGUUGGCACUGUCUGAGUUAGCGGGGGGUUAUAGGCGUGUACCUGUCUUGCAGGUUGGCAGUGACGUAUACUGCGGCAGUGAUACAAUAGCUUGGUACUUGGAAAGGCGACAUGCAUUCCCAUCGCUCUUUCCGUCGAGUGAAAGCUCGGGCCCGCCAUCAGAUAUAAAAAAUGCCAGUAUCGGAACCAUAUUGCACGAAUACGUAGAUCAAAUCCUAUGGCCUCAAUUAGUGCCGUUACGGCACUCUUAUAAACUGCCAGAGUCUCAGAAAGCAGAUCGAGAAAAACUGUAUAAAAUGACUGGAGAAGAAGCUCCAAAACAUCUAUCUGACGCUCGAGCCGCUUUCGCUAAGUACUGUCAUUUGCUGGCCUUCCAACUGGGCCCAAACAACUUUAUACACAACACAUCUGCACCACAUUGGUCUGACCUCGUAAUGAGUACUCCUGUACAUGCGGUAGUCAAUGGAUGGAAGGUAGUAGAGAAGGACUCAGAAGUAUCUAGUAUAUGGUCGCACUAUGGUCGGAUACUAAAGCCGUGGAUGGAGCGUAUUAAUAGGGCUUGCGAGACAACGCAUGAUAUAAUACAACUGACUCCGGCAGAUACAUUGGGUGUUGCUAUGAACUAUCAGAGUCUAGAGCAACCAGGUAUAAUGAAUUGUGGUGACGGUCUGCUAGUUGGAAAUGAAGUGGAAGUGUAUCCUGGAGGACGUGAUGAUAUAGGGAAGAAUCCAAAGGAGUUACCGGAACCUCCUGUACGUGGUCGUGUAUACUCUUCGUCGCCUCUGCAUAUUACUUUGGCAAGGAAGGUGUCGCUCAGAGAUGGAGAUGGAUUCAAGGAUGUGCAACUCACGGUUUCCUUUAUGAGGGGACGCCUCGCUACAAAGAAGCUAGGCGACACUACAACGAAUAAAUCGGCAACACCAUCAUCACCUCCUGAUACUUCUACCAAACAAAAGCCAUUCAUAUAUCCUGGCGACUUGAAACGGUAG